AUGGCAAAAUUGCGCAACAAAUUCGCUGAAACUGAAGUCAAUUUCCAGAUAAGCGACGAGAAGCCGUCAACAGAAGGCCUAUUGACGAGCACUGACAAUCCAGCUUCGGCGAAUAAUUUCCGUGGGAUUUACGUCAAUCAAGCUUACCGAAUAACAGAUGAAAAAAUCAGAAUAAUCUAUCUUCAGAAUAACAACAAUCGAGACCCGAAUGCUCAUGUGUUUCGUCACGCUGCCACCGCGUUCAUGCAUGAUUGUAUGCUACGAGCGAGAAAUGUAGUGAGGUUUGUAUCGAAUUCGGAUUUGGACGAUUUGCCAAUCUCAACAAAUAUGAAUAUUUCGAGAACACUAUUGGAAACGGAAGCGAGACAUCCCGAUGCUGGCCAAUUUCUAGUUGAUUGGAUACUAGCAAUUCAGCAGCAAUAUUGGGAUCGCAUUAGAACCCCCAAAGACGUGCAAUUCAACCUUGAUAAGGUGAAAGUCGUCGAUCGCGACAAUAUUCGUUUCGACUAUCAAAUCGCCAAAAAGAUAUUCCAUCGACCGGAGCGCGUCGAGCACUUCGAUCAGCACAAUGUGUUCGGAAAUGAGAAAUCGGAGAAGGAUGGCAAAUAUUUCAGUGCUGUCGAGAUGUUCGAUAAUCCUAAUCUGUUUUUUCUUCAUCUAAGGCGAUUCGAAAGGCUGCUUCUCAAUGAUGAGAAGCCGAAGCUCAAUGCGACAUUCAAUUAUGAGAUAUUAGGGAGGCUCAAUAGGAAAAUGAAGAAGUUGUACCUUAAAAGGAUAAAUGGGACAGCGUUUGAAGACUUAAAUCAGACCCCUUGGGCUCUGGAAGCCCGAGAAACACUACGCAAUCUUGAGCAAUGCCGAUUGGAGGGAUUUGGGACGAAACUAACAAGAGAGAAUGAGAUGUGCCAGCAGAGCUCAGCAGGAUGCUCGGGAUUGCUGACUGCUGGUAUCGAAUUCAUCAAAGCGCCGCUGACGUGGAUCAACAUUGCGCAUUCGGCAGAAUUUAAUUCGUAUUUGAAGAAGAAUCAUGAAUAA
Molecule: messenger RNA, 1035 nt
Organism: Caenorhabditis bovis
Lineage: Eukaryota; Metazoa; Nematoda; Chromadorea; Rhabditida; Rhabditidae
Source: the annotation of a GenBank genome assembly